UAAAGAGCACGCUUUCUUGAGUCCACUCGAGUUUCGAUGCAUUUUGUAAUCCCUGACAUACAGCUAUCAUAUAUUUUAGUUGUCGGUAGAAAGAUUUAAAACACUUUCUCAGUUAUUGUUAGUUUUUCCUGUUGUCAUCCAGUCAUGCAGUUUGUACUGCUGCUUCAGGUGUGCCUCUUAAUACUUGGUAAGUUACAUGGUUUAUGGGCAUUUGUUUUUAUGUGUUGGGCUGCAAUUAAGUUUGAUACAAAGUUCAACAUGCACACAGGCCUUUCUAGUUUAAGAGCUAGACCUCUUAUCAACCUUGCAAGUGGACAGCGCGUUAGUCUUUUCCAAAGACAGUCUCAAAACUGGGACACAUUUGGAUUAGCAUGAGGUUCUUCUUUUAAAACCUGCAACACUCAAGUCUCAACAGUUCUGCUGUCGACUUUGAGUAGUUCUGUUUGUCUAGUUUUGAGUGAUGGAUGGGGUGUGGUGACUCAGUGUCAACCCCUAGAACAACAUAAGGUACUAAUCUGUUCUGUGCACUGAAAAGAGAAAUAGAGAACGGGGCUAAGAAAUGUUUGUUUUGUGUUUUUUUUUCCUGCUGCCUUGGGAUCGAACAAGAAAGUAUUAAAAAAAUAAAGAAUUCACAUCACAUGAACAAACAAUUUAUAAUUUAAAGCUGCAAAGCCUUAGCCCAUAGUGAAAAGUAUACAUUGUUAAAUAAGUCUUUUUUUCCUUUGUUUGUUAUAAUCUUAACUACUUGAGAAAGUGAUAAAUAGGCUACUAUAUCAUUAACACAAAUUCAUUGAAAACCUGCAUGAGAAAAAUGACACAGUAAACCCCAUAUCAUUUAGAAAGUUGGAAGAAAGUUGUCCAUAAAGUGAACUUACAUUUCAAAGUGCUGGUGUUCAGAGUUGUCUUUAUGAACUGCUGGUUUGUCGUUGCUCCCACGCCAAAGAUCCUUGUUAUCAUGGAAACUGCCAGCGUAAGGGCGCACAGUUAACACAGGUGAACUCAGACAGGAACCAGGAACUGUGCUCACCAUUGGCUGCUGCGCUUGUUGAAAUAUGACACCACCCGUCAUACCUCUGUUACACAAGAGGACCUGUUGAGCACACUGGGACACUGUCCCAGUACUCACAGUGAAAAGAUGUAAUCAUUUCAGUGCAGGUGUGGUGUUAUUCUUUUGACGCUGGAGUUAUCAAUCUUUCUGGAUCAUGUUUACUUUCUCCAGAUGUGUAUUUUCUUUACCUGUGGUGUGAAAGCAUAUUAAAGUGUUGUGUAUCUAAAAAGAAGUCUGUGUUCUCCUGUGCAGGCUUGUCAGAGGCAAACCCUGGUAGGAAGUUUCUGAUGAUGUUUCCCCCUCAUAAUGACCUGACAGCAAAUGUCACACAUCAAGUCACUAUCUCAACCACUGGAGUUCAGACCUCAGUCACUGUGCGGGUUCUUGAAAGCAGCUUCAUGCAACACAUCUUCCUCUCAGCUGGCGAGUCAAAGACGAUCCCCCUGCCGUCAUCUGUGAGAAUGAUCAGUGACCGUUCCUCCCACCUCCUCAGUGUGACGUCUGUGUGGCCUGUGACAGUCAUCACCUCAUUCUGCACUCCGGCUGGUUGUGAUCACAGUCUGCUUCAUGAUGUUUCCUCCUGGGGGACCCACUACUACCCCAUUACUCCUCGUUUCCCCAACGAGAAAGCUGUCAGCCAGAUGGUGAUCACAAGCUCGGACCGUGAGACAUCAGUGGAUAUCUUCCUCUCAGGGGACACGCUCUUUAAAGGCAAUAUGUACCCCAGGGAAAGUGUCCUACAGUUGCAUUUAGGUGUUCUGCAGAGUGUUUACCUCCAGAGCAACACCACCCUCUCUGGCUCUGAGCUCAACUCUAAAGAAGCUGUGGGUGUUGUGGUCAGUUUUACAUGCUCUAAACACACACCUGGGCAUUGCCUGUAUGGAUUUGCUGCACUUCAACCAGUCUCCCAGUGGGGGUUUGAUUACGUUCUCCCUCCCUUGGUAAACACAGUGAUGAGUUCUAGUUUCCUGUUGGCAAUGGCGACUAUCAACUCGGCCCUCAACAUCACGAUCAGCACUGGACAGACAAACAUGUCUCUUAAUGGUGGUGUUAUGUCUGCCAUUCCUGUUGUGACAUCAGAUAAAAUCCGGAUUACAAGCAACAGUCCCCUUCAGCUUGUUUACCUCAGACUUUAUGAAGUAGAGCGUCCUUCAACUCUAGCAGUGUUGCCAUCUAUUGAUGAUAUCUGCAAGACUGAACCCAUGUUUGAUUCAAGUGAUAUGAGUGGACAGCAAGUUAACAGUACCCAGACAGGAGAUUUUAAGCCAGGAGUAAAUUCAGAGUCCAGUUUUCCUUACACAGACACAGAUGUGGGACACUAUCUGAGUACCAUGGACAGACAAGUUUAUCCAGCAGCAUGUAAGAAAGGUAUGUUGUUGUUGUUGAUUUUGCAUUCAACAAUUCAAUAGUUACUGAACUUAAUUUUGACAUGGAUCUGGCAGCCUUCAAUGCUCAUGCUUAACAAAAAUGAGAAUUAUAUCCUGACCCAUCAAACCAGUAAACAAAUUCUAACACAGUUUCUUGAAACAGCUUUGACAGUGGUGAAUUUGUGCAGCCACAAAGAUGUCGUGUGCACCACACUAUCUCGCAUGUCUGUAGAGUUGUAUUUUUAGUGCGCUUUUUAGAGCUAUUUGAAGUCUGCUGUAGUGUUCUUCUUGUAGUUUGGCCACAGGUUUUGUACAAAAACUGCCUUUACUUUUUCUGUAUGCAUAUUAAACCUGCAUGAAAAAGUGUUUGCUUAUGUACAUAUAUUGCAACACUGCCUGUAAAAAUCAUCAUGUGAUAUUUGCAUGUAAAUAUGUCCUUUUUUUCCCCCCUUCAUACCAGCUGCACUUUCUUGCAAGGAGUUGGCCUGUGGUCCUAAACAAAAGUGCUCAGUGAAAGAUGGAAAACCACUCUGCUCUUUGAAAAACAAAAUUUGCACUGCAUGGGGUGACUCUUAUUACCGCGACUUUAAUGGAAGAGAUUUUGUCCUACAGGGGAACUGUAACUACACUUUUCUCCAGACUACAUGUCCGGGCUUAAAUGCCUCCAUUCCACUUCAGAUUGAUAUUGCUCGAGCGUAUUUGAGCAGCUCCACUGUCUCCAGCAUCCACACAGUCCACAUCAGCAUCCAAGGCUUCAAUAUCUCCAUGAUUAAGGAAGACAAAAAUCACAUCAAGGUGAGUCUUUGAUAUUUGUAGCUCUUGUUUUUUCAGGAGUUAAUGCUCAUCGUUUGUUCUCUCACUGAAACUCCUAGAUUAAUGGACAGAGGAAGAAUCUACCCCUCGCCCUUGGUAAUGGAUCUCUCUACUUUUAUCCAAGCGGCUCUGGAGUUGUUUUAGAAACCACCUUUGGCCUGGCUCUGCAUUAUGACUGGAGUCACCAUCUCCAGGUUGUUGUUGGCCCAGAGCUGUAUGGGAACCUGUGUGGUUUAUGUGGAAAUGCUGAUCACAGCUCCUCAGAUGUUUCCUCAGCCUCUAACAGCACUGAUGAGGCCCAGACUGAGGAUUUUACCCUUCAGUGGGUGGCAAACAGUGAUGCAGGCUCAUGUAUUGAGGAUUGUGGUGGUGGUGCCUCAUGUCCAGUGUGCACUGAAAGCCAAGCCAAAUCUUUCCCUGGCAUGAAAGGCGGCGACUCUAUGACAGCAUGCUCUCUACUGAAGUGGAGUGAGGGACCGUUUGCAGAUUGUCACUCGUAUGUUGAUCCUGAGCCCUUUCAUCGUAGUUGUGUGAAUAACCUGUGCAUCGAUCAGGCAACCUCUUCAAUGUGCAAAACGUUGACCGCCUAUGCUUCCUUGUGCCAGAGGCUUGGGGCAAAAGUCCAAAACUGGAGAACCACAGCAAAGUGUGGUGAGUUUCUAUUCUGUGGCUAAAGUCAAUGUUUAAGUUUGCUAAAAAAAAAUGCUAAUAGUUCAAUGCUCUUUCUCAGUUCUAAGAUGUCCCAUGAACAGCCAUUAUGAGACAUGUGGGUCUGCCUGCCCUGCUACCUGUGGUGACCCGGACGCCCCUCAUAAGUGCUCCCAAUCCUGUCUGGAAUCUUGCCAGUGCAACAGAGGCUUUCUGCUGAGUGGUGGGAAAUGUGUGCCACAUAGUGAGUGUGGCUGUCUGCACCAAGGUUCCUACUACCUCCCUAAGGAGACCUUCUGGUUAGACGAACAAUGCCAGGAGAAAUGUGUUUGCCAGCCAACCUCCAAGACAGUGAUGUGUGCCCAGUCUCAGUGUCAGGAUGGCACACAUUGCAAAGUUCUGAAUGGGGUUCUGGACUGUCACAUGGACAGGCCUGGGGUGUGUAUAGCAAAAGGAGAUCCCCAUUUUACCACUUUUGAUGGGCGAAACUUUAAUGUUUAUGGUAACUGUACUUACCUGCUCACUUCUCACUGUCCCUCUUGGGGGGACCUGGAAGACUUUAGGAUAGAGGUCCAGAACCAGAAAAGAGAGCAUUCAAAUGUUUUCUUUCGGCGAGUCACAAUGGUUGUCUCUGGUUAUGCCAUUGAGUUAUCAGCUAAUUGGGGUAACAGGAUCAUGGUAGGUUUCUAUAGUUGUGAAAGCACAUCUCAUUUAACCUGAUUUUUCUUUUUUUUUUCAUUUGCAGUUUUAACAUCAUUCUUCUGGUUCCAGGUUAAUGGUCUGCUUCUGCAUCUUCCAUCCAUGUUGAGCCGAGGCAAAGUAAAGCUUUAUAUGACUGGACUCUUCACACAUAUAGAGACUGACUUUGGCAUUGUUGUGACAUACAGUGCUGAUGUCCUAACUGUGCAAAUGCCGAGGAUCUUCUCUGGUAAUCUCUGUGGCCUGUGUGGGAAUUUCAACGCUGAUCCAGACGACGAUGUGAUACCUGAUGAUGAUUCAGACAUGUCUCGAGCAGUGAGACACUGGAAAAUAGAAAGCGAGCACAGAUGUGUAGAUGUGCCUACGGAUGACACAGAGUGCAAUUCACAAAAUAUGGCUCUUUAUAGGGGGAAUAAAUUCUGUGGAAGAUUACUAGACAUAGAGGGGACUUUUCAGAGAUGCCACAAAACAGUGGAUCCACAAGAUUUCUAUGACAACUGUGUUCAUGACCUUUGUCAUAAUAACCAGACCACGCUGUGUCGGAUUCUGUCCAGCUAUGUUGCUGUAUGUCAAGAAAUGGGAGUUAUAAUGGAUGAAUGGAGGUCUCCCAACUUUUGUAGUAAGAAACCAUAUCGAAUCUUGUAUCUUGUCAGGUGACAAAUAAGUGGAAACGAUUCUAAGUUUUUUUUCUCUGUUUCAGAUCUCCUCUGCCCACAAAAUAGUCAAUACCGCCUGUGCUCAAGUCACGUUACGGACUGUGUGGAAAACCUGAGCAAUGAAACAAAGAAAUGCAAAGAGGGCUGUUUCUGCAAACCUGGGUUUUUCAACAGUGCUGGGAAAUGUGUGCCAGACUCUGAGUGUGGCUGUGUUUACAAUGGCAUUUACCAUGAUGUCCACGAGGACUUCUUCCCUGAUGAGCUAUGUCAGAUACGCUGUGUUUGUGUAGGCCACAACAAAGUACAAUGUAAGAACCACACAUGUUCAGAAGGAUCAAAAUGUACCAUCAGAGAUGGCUUCAGGGCAUGCCAUGCAUCAAAACCCCUUCAAUGUACAGUCAUGGGAGGCAGACACUUCGGGGUUUAUGAUGGACAUAACUUUGACUUCAAUAUGGGAAGCUGUCGUUACGUCUUAUCCCAAGUUUGUGAUGAGGACAAGUCUGAUCCAACUGUGAUUUUCCAGCAAGGAAAUCUCUACCUAAGGGUCCAUGAAAUCAACAUUACAUUAGAGAAAGAACAUUUGGGCAAAGUGAAAGUAAGCAGUUUGAUAUUUACAAACAAAUAUGUGGGUGUUUUAUUAUUUAUUACACUUACACGUUUGUUUUUCAGAUUAAUGGGGUCAUGAAGGGACUGCCAGUCCAGCUCGACCAUAUAACCUUACUUCAGUCUGGCCGGUCGACUCGUGUUGUCUUUACAGCCACUGGGGUUGUUGUCACUUAUGGUGGACCUAAUCUGAUACAAGUGCUGACUCCAGCCUCCACCAGGAGAAUGUGUGGCCUGUGUGGAAACAUCCCUGCUGUUGAUACAGAUGACGAACACCGGCCGAAUGUAAGCCUCGCCAGUGAUGUUUCCACAUUUGCAUCAUCCUGGUUGCUCUCGCCAUCUGGAAUGAACUGCUCUGAAGGAUAUGAGCUCUGUUCAGUGAGCAACUCUAGCACGGCAGCUGAAUUUUCCUCUGAUAACCUCUGUGGCAUGCUGCUGGCUCCUGCAGGAUCAUUUAGUGGGUGCCACUCUGCUGUGGACCCUGGGCCCUUCUUUCAGAACUGUGUGAAUGACUUAUGUGUGUCAAAUGGGAAUGAGGAAAUCUUCUGCCGUAGUUUGAGUGAGUACACUUUUGCAUGCCAGGAGGCUGGAGCUGAGGUUAAACCAUGGAGGGGGGAGAGGUGCUGUGAGUAUAAAUCAUCUUGGCUCUCCUGCUCGUACGUGUCGUUUUAUUCGUCUAUUAUGGUUUGCCAGUGCAUGUAAUCCAUACAAGUCUGCACAGAGGCUUCUGUUGAACUUUUGGAACUCAGGCAUGCUCUAUAUACAGUGAAGUUCCCUGACUGAUGUAAUAUUAGUGUGAGUUUAUACAGUAUAUGAAUCUUUUUUCUUUUUUUCCUCUCCACCUACAGCACUCUUAUGCCCUGAAAACUCUCACUACAAUAUAUGUGUCAGUGCGUGCCCUGAGUCCUGUGGUAUUUUAUCUGAUAUCCCUUGCCCCUGGGCCUGUUAUGAGGGAUGUCAAUGUGACUCUGGGUACAUGCAGAGUGGAAGUGGCUGCAUUAAGGCUGAUGAAUGUGGCUGCUUCUACCAUGGGCACUACUAUGAGGUGAGUUGCUCCAGAUUGUUUUGUUUGUACAUUUCCAUUUUUUGUGUGGACUUUCUCAAUAGAGUGAAACUGUUUAUCGAACCUGGGAUCAGACCUGAAAUUGCAGUUUUAUCUGACUCAAGGUGAACCGUUCUUGUUUGUUAGGGUGUGUGUUUUAUGACAAAUCUACAUGUGACCCCAGUGCACAAUCGGCUAUAAACAAGUUGCAACAGUCGAGCUUUAAGAACGACAUGCCCUAGUUAAUCCAUGCACCGUUCAGAACAUGACUCAUUAAUGUUUUGGCCGAUUGAAUAUGCCUCACCUGUACUUGUGGCAUGACUAACAAGAAAAUCCUAUGCCUUUGUGUCUUCCUGUGUUGUUUGUUUGGAACAGUUGAGUAACACACACAAACAGUGACUCACUAUCCUUUUGCAGAUUGGGGAGAUAUUGUGGGCUGAGGGAUGCUUUGAGCGCUGUAACUGCUCUGCCUCUGCCACUGUGUGCUGUGAGCCAGCUUCUUGCCCUGAGGGAGAAAGCUGCACCCUCAAUAAUACUUGGGGCUGUGCAAGGAAAGGUAGGCCCGGCUGGUUCUGCCGCUUUGGGUGACACUUACUCACCGGUUAACUGAUGUUCACGUCAAAUGAAAAUUUAUGUCCAAUUUUCUGUCACUUUAUGUCAUGAUUCAGGUUGCAAAACAACCCCGACAGCUGAACAUAGGUGUUUUUUUUUACCCAGCGUUCUGUCAUUUUAACUAAAAUGCAGUUAAAUCCUAACCCCGUUUUGAAUAGUUCAUUAUGUACUUUAAAUCUCCUGUCUGCCUGGGGGCUUUAGCGGGAUUUAGCUGCAUGUCAGUCAAAACUAAUAAGCCUAUCAUACACAAUUUAAAUGUGGUGUGUCUCAAAUAAUUGAACUUGUAUUUAAUUUAAUGCCAUUCAAAUACCUGCCAGGGAAAUUUAAAUAAAAUCUCAGCACACUUGUUUAUGCAGUGUAUUGAUUUAUCUCCUUGUUUUUCAUUUGAUAUACAACAGUUGUCCAAAUGACCGAUUGUCUGCAGUCACUCUCGCUGUCGUCAACACAAACAGCCAACAAUAUGAAUCUCUUUUUCCUCUUAUUUUUUCAGCCAAUAGUGAUCGUAAAAUGUGUAAAAAUGGAGAGACUUGUGGAGCCCCUAGCCAGCCUGUGCCAGCUCAGUGUUGGGUACUGGGAGGUGCCCACUUCUACACUUUUGAUGGAAAAAUGUUUGAAUUCCAAGGAAACUGUACCUACACCCUGAUCCAGACAGUGAAUAACACCCGUGACAAUAUGACAUUUUGGGUUGGAAUACAGAAAGACAGGACCCAUGAUGUGGUCUCCUCUUUUAAGGCCAUUCAUGUCAAAGUGGCAGAACACAGUGUGGCUAUCUACAGAGGGGAAAAAGGUUACGCUUGGGUAUGUGUGAAACAUCACCAUCCUUGCUUUACUUUAAUUUUUAUGGUUAAAGUUAUAUCAUAUGAUGUAGCACAUUCACUCAAAGGGAUAUUCCAGCAUAAAAUUAAUUUAGGGUCAAUCACACCGUAACACCGAGUUAGACACCCCCUCGAGAGAUUAAUGUUCCCGACCGCUUGCUUUUCUAGUUAUACCAACUUUAGUAACAACCGCAGGAUAGCAAUACACAGUGGUCUGAGGAGCCAUAAACAAACCUCAACUAAAAAGUCACUCUAUAGCCACAAAUAAUGCUCAGAACAGCACCUAUCUUCAUCAACUGUACAUACAGGGUCCCAGCCAUAGUACUAGCCACCAAACACAUUUUUAGCUUUGCCUGAUUUCUUUAGUAAAGAGACUGAACACAACUCACCUACUCUCUUCCAGCAGCCGCUUGUUUGUAUCGAGACCUCAGGCCAGUCCAUUACCGACUGCUGCGGGGUGACGCAGCUCAAGGAAGAACAUUUAUCAUAAUAACUAUCAUUUCCUUGAAGUAAUAAUCAUCAUAUUAAUCAUUUUGCACUGCAGACAUGGUAGUUCUUCUGCCUUAGCGUCUCGGUCUGAUUGCAUUUUCGUGAAGAAAUGAUCAUAAAUGUUCUUCCUUGAGCUAGGUCACCCCACUGUAGUCUGUAAUGGACUGGCCCGAGGUCUCGCUACAAACAAGCAGCUGCUGGAAGAGAGCAGGUGAGUUGUAUUUAGUCUCUUGUGCUAUGGCUGGGACCCUCUAUUUACUGUUGAUGAAGUUAGGUGCUGUUCUGAGCAUUAUUUGUGGCUAUAGAGUGUUGUUUUGGUUGAGGUUUGUUUAUGGCUCCUGAGACUGCCAUGUUAUGCUAUCCUGUGAUUGUUACUCAAAUUGGUAUAACUAGAGAAGCAAGCGGUCGUCAGCAUUCAUCUCUCGAGGGGGUGUCUAACUCAGUGUUAUGGUGUGUUUGACCCUAAAUUAAUAUUAUUCCAGAAUAUCCCUUUAAUCUUACCACAAAGAUGCAUGGAAAACUUCCUUCUGAAAUGAUGUGUCCAAAAUGUGUUUAUCCUUUAACAGAUAGAUGGAGAAAAAAGACUGCUGCCUGUGACUCUACAGUUUGGUCUUGCAAAGAUUUAUCAGAGUGGCAUUUUUGUUGUAGUGGACACUAUUCUAGGUCUUCAAAUUAAGUAUGAUUGCUCUCAUAUCGCCACUAUCUUCCUAUCUAAUAAAACACCAGUCAAUGGCAUGUGUGGAAAUAAUAAUGGCAUUGAAGAAGACGACCUCAGGACCCCUCAGGGCGAGGCUGCGGAUGCUACCACUGUUGGCUGGAGCUGGAGAGUUCCCGGUCAGGAAGCUCAGUGCACAGCAGAUUGUGGUGAUGCAUGCCCACGGUGCUCUGCUAAACAGCUGCGGGAGAAAAAAGUAGCAAGUCUAUGGAUGUCUUUGUAUGAAUACAUUUGGUCCCCACAAAAUCCAUUCUACCUGUGCAGAGAAGCUGUUAACUACAGUAAAAUCUCUACAGCAGUGAGCAUAUUUGACUUGUGCUCCAGUGAUGACCCUCAGAAGACCCUCUGUCUCGUCUUGGAGGGAUAUGCUGCUGCCUGCCAAAAUGCCCAGAUUGAGGUCAGGGAGUGGAGGAAUGGCACCAACUGCUGUAAGCAAUUCUCCUGUUUUUUGCUUUUUUGCUUUCUGUUUUUUGGGCAGAUACAUUUUUAACAAGACUACCCUGAGUCUCAGCUGCAAUCAGGAAUGUGAGUGCCACUUUUCUUCAUUAAUGUUGUUGAUGUUGAUGUUCACUAUUUUCCUUUUUUUUUUUUUUUUUUUUUUUUAGCCGUGUCCUGCCCAUCGAAUAGCCAUUUUGAGGCCUGUGGCACAGCCUGCCCCGCCACCUGUGAGGCCCCAGUUCGCUCAGGCCCCUGCACCCUGGCCUGUGUGGAGACCUGCCAGUGUGACCUUGGUUUUGUCCUGGACGGUGACAUCUGUGUCCCCUUGUCCCAGUGUGGCUGCACUCACAACGGCUACCGUUACCACAGCAACCAGACCUUCUGGGCUGAUGAGGGUUGCACAGAAAAAUGUGUUUGUGACCCCAAAACUACCCAGAAGCGGUGCCAUGCGGAUUCUUGCGGCCCCAGUGAAUCCUGCGGCCUCCAAAAUGGGGUCAGAAGCUGUGUGUCACAUCAGCAGCGGACAUGCCUGUACACCGGCCAUCACGUAGUCACCUUUGACCAGCAUGACUAUGAUUUGCACGGCACCUGUCAGUACCAGUUACUGGGCAUGUGCGGACAGAAGCAGGGCCUCAAUGCGAUUCAAGUUCAUGUCCAGACAGACGGACACCUGGAGUCAGCACUUCACGUCCUGGUUAAUGUGAGUGGGGUGCUUGUGGAGCUAAACAGCAAAAACACCGAGUUCCUAGAGGUAAGUGUUUUUAUGUCACACUCAGUGCAUUUUUACCCUGUGGUAGGUCAAAAAUAAAAAGAAGUAAUAAACUAAGGAUUCAACCACACUUCAAAAAGCUUACUUUCUAAAUGUGUUACCCUAUGCUGGCUUUUCAAUGCAAUGUUGGCACCCCCUACAGGUUGACGGUGUCAGAAGGAACAUGCCUUAUAACCUCAGCCCCACUACACUGGCUUUCUCUUUGGGCCUGCACACCUACAUCUACACAGACAUGGGCUUUGAGUUCAGCCUCAGCAAAGAGGGCAUAGUUAACAUUCGGCUGCCCAGUGAAUAUGCUAAUGUGACGUGUGGCCUGUGUGGUAACUUCAACUCUGAUGCUGCCGAUGAUCUCAUAGCUGCUGGUGCAGGGGAGCAUCUCAGACCCGAACAGUUUGGAAAAGCUUGGAGAAGUGGACAGAAUCCCUGGUGUGUGGAGGGCUGUCUGGGAGGAAGUUGUCCAAAAUGUUCAUCAGAGCGUCUGGCCCUCUUCUCUGACCCAGAGGCUUGCGGGAAAAUUCUAGAAGUUAAUGGACCGUUUAGACACUGCCAUGGCAAAGUGAACCCCUCCAGCUUUUACAAGCGCUGCGUCAGUGACCUGUGUCUUCAUGGAGGUCUCCAGCCUGCACUGUGUCACUCCCUGGCAUUGUAUACUGCUGUCUGCCUCUCCCACAGAGCUACGGUUUAUGCCUGGAGGAGUCCUGGAUUCUGCUGUGAGUGUUAAUGUGCUUCCAGCCCCAACGUGGGAGUGAAUUAAAUUAAUAUCAUCUACAAUUGUAACUCCUCUGUUUGGAGUUCAGCAUCAUUGCACACCAAAUGAAAUAUGGAGUUUGCAGAUGCUGUUUCAUCAUGUUUAGAUUGUUGAUAUCGAUCAUGUAACAUGGGGAAAAAGAGUGUAGCGUAUUUGCAUACAAAUCAGAUGAAUGCCUGAAGGUGCUGGGCGUAAAAUUUGUUUCUUUGUGUGUCAACUGCAAUCCAAGAGGUAUUAGCAUAAAUAAAGCCACAGCGAGUUUUGACUUAUUGGUAUUGAGGCCACAACCUUUUCAGUGAUGUUGGACCACUAGAUGGUACUAAUGCAUCACUGGUCAACCCUAACCUUUACAGCACGUUGCUGUCUUCUUUCCUUAAGUGACUGAUGUCUCUCUGUUUCUCUGCAGACCAGUCCUGUCCCUCCAGCACCCGUUACAACAUGAGUUCUGCCUCUGUUCAUCUCUGCCUCGGCUGCCAGAAUAACACAGUGCAGAUGCCUGCAAACACAGGGGAGAACUGCCUCUGUGAAGCAGGUUUAGUUCACAGUGGCAGCAAGUGUGUCUCUUCAGAAAACUGUGGCUGCUUUCACCACGGAGAAUACCUGCGGGCAGGACAGGAGGUGUCAACAUGUGAAAAAAAGUGUUUAUGCAACGCUGGGGGACAGAUGACGUGUCGUGAAGUCUCCUGUGGGGAGAACGAGGAGUGUAAGCUUCUUAAGGGCGUCCAAGGUUGCUAUCCCAAACCCAAAGUGGCACACUGCUCUGUUGAUGGUUCCCAGUACACCACCUUUGAUGGACAGACAUUUGAAUUUCAUGGUUCAUGUAACAACACCCUGGUGCAGACAUGCUCUCUGAAGGAGCUGGAUGUGGAGUCUGUUUUCAUAGCUGCACAGGGAAACCACGGUGAGGGCAGGCAGAUCUACUUGCAAGUCGAUAAAAUGUAUUUUCAAGUAUCAGCAGCUUACCCCGGGAAAAUACAGGUAAUUUAUGUAACGAUUGCACAACCUUCAAUGUGAUUUAUUGUUCAUUAUUCUGUUAUUUUUCAUAGUGUAUACAAACUGUAGUGUUACUUGUGUUUAAAAAUGAAAUGUUUCACCCAGGUAAAUGGAAUUUAUGAGAACCUGCCGUUCCUCCACAAUGAAAUCACAGCGCAUCAAAAAAAUGGAUGGGUAACCAUAAAGACUCAAAAGUCAGUUGAACUGAUUUCAGACCUCAAAAACCACAUCACAGUCAAGAUCCCCAGCACAUACCACCAGACUACCUGUGGCCUUUGUGGGAACUAUAACAGUAACCCCUCUGAUGACUUGCAGCUGCCCAGUGGCUCUGUGGUCUCUGACACCGAGGUGUUUGCAUCAUCAUGGAGGCUGUCUGAUCACGAGUCGAACUGCAGUGACACGUGUGACAGCACCUGUAAAAGCUGCCAGUCUCCUUUACCCAAGUACACCUCUGACCUGUAUUGUGGUCUUCUCACCCAUCCCAGGGGACCCUUCUCCUCUUGUCACCACUUAGUUUGUACUCAGAAAUACUACUCACUCUGCAUGAGAAACCUUUGUGUUGCACAGGGACAAAGCUGGGCCCUGUGUGACGCACUGUGGGCUUAUGAGGUUGCCUGCAAAGAGGCUGGAGGGAAAGUUGACCUCUGGACAAACACAACAGGCUGUGGUGAGUCUACAUUAGCAUGGUACAUUGUUUUUUAGUGAGUAAAUGCAGUGAAAUAUAAUAUCGAUUAAGAGUGAGUGAUGUGUUUUUUACUCUGCAGCGCAUCAAUGUCCUGAAUUCAGCCACUACAGCCCAUGUGUCAAUGCUUGCUCCUCACUGUGUCCUGAGAUGAGCCAGGCAGUACAGUGCCCCAUGGACUGUGAGGAUGGCUGCCAGUGUAAUAGCGGACAUCUUUAUGAUGGGAAUGCCUGUGUACCAGCAGAGAGGUGUGGAUGCAUGCAGAAUGGGAGAAGGUUUAAGGUCAGAAUUCAACAUUCAUGUCCAGCAUAAUUACAAGUAUGUGAAUUCAGCUGCCGGAAAAUUCACACUUAUAAUUGAGUUAGAGUUUAAUGUUUGCAGAGCUUGAAAUGAGUGUUUACCCCUUCAGUCGCAAUCAAAUAUUCUUAAUUGACUUCUUUCAUGUCAUUGUUUCUAAUUUCAGGCCUCUGAGAGCAAACUGCUUCAGAACUGUACAGUUAAUUGCACCUGCGGGCCUCCUCUUGUCUGUGAGCAAUACUCAUGUCCUCCAAUGCACAGUUGUGUUGUUACAGAUGGAGCCAUGGGUUGCCACAAAGACGGUGAGCAUUUGAAUACUUAAAAACAAAAUUUAGAUUCUAAUUUACUUUUUAUUGCAUUUUUUUCGUUGUAUUUUGCUCAUUCAAUAAUAACUAUUUUUCCCAGAAGUGGAACAAAUCUCAGAGCCAUGCGAGGGAAAAUGUGAUGAAACAGAGAAAUGUUACCUGAGUAAUGGUUUGCCUGUUUGUGAGAGCCGCCAGGGUCUGUGUUGGGCCUGGGGAGGCCAGCACUACCACACUUUUGACGGACAAAACUACAACUUUGAGGGUACAUGCACAUAUCUGCUGGCUGCCUGCGAAGGGGCAACAUGUGGGCUGACUCCCUUUAGUCUGUCAAAGAAAGAUAGCUUGAACAGCAGUGGAGCAGCAUCCCCUUCACAGGUUGUCACUGUACAAGCUUAUGAGUUCAUCAUCAAGCUCAGUGGUGGAGAAGACAGCGUAGAUGUAAGUUAAUCUCAGUUUCUGUAUGACAAAGCUGAACACUUUUACCCCAAUCAACGUGUUACUUGCCCUGUUUUUGCAGGUAAAUGGUCAAAGGAUUAGUGGUCCUGUCAACCUGCUGUGGGGUAAAAUCCAAGUCUCGUACAAAGAAGGCAGAACUCAUCUGAAAACUGGCUUUGGCUUGCAUGUAAUCCUAGAUGGGAACUCCACUGUUCUGGUGAUACUAAACCCACAGUACAAGGGCCGAGUCCAUGGGCUGUGUGGUAAUUUUAACGGGGAUUGUCAAGAUGAGAUGGCUGUAACAACAACGCCAGGUUCCCCUCCAAUCAAUUCAAGUGUGGCGCUCGCUAAGGCUUACCAGGUCUUCGAUAAGGACCAGAGCUGUUGUACUGGCUGUAAGCAGGAACACAGUGAAGUCACCUUCCCAGCAGAUUUUGAUUCAGAACUUGCCUCUGGUCACAGAAAAAAGUGUGCAGUGCUCAAGGAUGAAAAUGGUCCACUGGCCCCCUGUCAUAGCAAAGUUACCCCAGAUUCCUUCUAUGAAAGUUGUUUGAGUGACCUCAUGCAUAAUGGAGGGUCGGAGGCUGCUCUAAACCAGGCCAUAUAUUUAUACUCUACAGUCUGUGAAGCUUUCAGAGAUGGAUACCUCAGUGAAAGAGCUGUUGGUAAGUAACCACUUUAAGCAAUUUAAUCUAUUGCAAUGAAAAAUGUCCCUGUUUAAUGACACAACAAAAAUUCAUUUCAGAUGUGCGCUGUCCACCAAACAGCCAUUACAAGACCUGUGGCUCAGCUUGUCCUCCAUCCUGUGAGUUUAACAUCACAGUCUGUACUAAGGCUUGUGUUCGUGGCUGUUUCUGUGACCCCGGGUUUGUUACAAGUCCAACUGGCUGUGUGCGUCCUCAUCUGUGCGGCUGCGCGGACUCCACAGGCAAAUACCACAGCCUCAACUCAACUUACUGGACCCCAGACAACUGUGGCGAGCUCUGCACAUGUGGACCAAUGAAUGGAGAGGUCCACUGCCACCCAGACCACUGCCCCAGGGGAAUGGUCUGCAAGCAACUACAUCACAAAAGACAGUGUCAACCUGAAAAACCCAUGAACUGUUCCAUCUCUACUGGGCUGCAUUUUACAACCUUUGAUGGGCAUCAUUUUGACCACAGAGACAGCUGUUCAUACUCAUGGGUUCAAACAAAGUCUAACCUAACUGGACUAAAACCAUUCAAUGUCACAAUCUCUGAUGCAAACUGCCUCAAAAGGUUUUCUCACAGCCUCAAUCUGAUUCUCUCCAUCUGUGGUGUGGAGGUCAUGGUGGGAAAAGACCAAGGAAAGGUUUUUGUGAGUAUUGUCCAAUCCCUAAGCUCAACAGUCCUCAAAAUAACCACUUGUUGUUUCAAAACUUGCUUCUAGUCACAGAGAUGAUAUCCAGUGUGAAAGUAUCAUAAUAGUCCAACUGUUAAAGGGAUACUCUGGCAUAAAAUUAAUUUAGGGCCAAACACACUGUAACACCGAUUUAGACACCCCCUUCAGAGAUGAAUGUUGCCGACUGUUUGCUUCUCUAGUUAUAUAAACUUUAGUAAUGACUGCACAAUAGCAAUACACAGGUCUAUGGAGCCAUAAACAAACCUCAACCAAAACGCCACUCCAUAGCCACAAAUAAAACUUCAUCAACUGUACAUAUAGGGUCCCAGCCAUAGUACUAGAGACGAAACACAACUCACCUACUCUCUUCCAGCAGCCGCUUGUUUGUAUUGAGACCUCGGACCAAUCUAUUACGGACUACAGUGGGGUGACCUAGCUCAAGGAAAAACAUUUAAGAUCACUCCUUCAUGUAAAUGCAAUCAGACUGAGACACUAAGGCAGAAGAACUACCGCGUCUGCAGUGCAAAAUGAUUAAUGUAGUGAUUAUUACUUCAAGGAAAUGAUAAAGAAAUGAUCAUAAUUGUUCUUCCUUGAGCUGCAUCCCCCCCACUGCAGUCGAUGGAGGUCUCUGUACAAACAAGUGGCUGCUGGAGGAGAGUGGGUGAUUUGUGUUUAGGCUCUUUGCUAAAGAAAUCAGGCAAAACUAAAAACAUGUUUGGUGGCUAGUGCUGUGGCUGGGACCCUAUAUGUACUGUUGAUGAAGUUAGGUGCUGUUCUGAGCAUUAUUUGUGGCCGUAGAGUGGCGUUUUGGUUGACCACAUAGCUCUCUCUAUAUUGCUAUCUGCAUUUGUUAGUAAAGUUGGUAUAACUAGAAAAGCAAGCGGUCGGCAACAUUCAUCUCUGGGCGGGGUGUCUAACUCGGUGUUACAGUGUGUUUGACACUAAAUUAAUUUUAUGCCAGAAUAUUCCUUUGAGUCUUGUCCUUUUUGAUUUUCAGGUUGAUGGACUACAUAAACCCUUGCCUUACACUCACCCCUCAGGUUGUGUUCAUGUCUACCGCACGCUUUCAUCCAUCAUCAUUCAUACUGAUGUAGGAUUACAGCUCAUCAUCUACAACUUUGGUGCUCUCAUGGCUAUCCUCCCCAGCAGCUAUGCCUCUUCUGUCUCUGGUCUUUGUGGGAACGCUAACUCUGACCCAGCUGAUGACCUCACAAUGCCAGACGAAGAGCUCGCCCAAAAUAAGCUCGAGUUUGUCCACAGCUGGAGGUCCCAGGGAGCAGAGGGCUGUAGGAGUAACUGUUCGUCCAGACUGAAGCGUUGUCCUAUCAAGGCACAGAGGCUGUUGGAGGGCAGUGACUUCUGUGGGGUGUUGUUGAAUGAGCUCGGACCCUUUGCGGAGUGUGCAUCAGUUUUAAAUCCUAAGCACUACUUCCACAGCUGUGUCGUCGAUACCUGCUGGUAUAAAGGACACUACUCAGCACUCUGCAGCUCCAUUGCAUCUUAUACAGCUGCCUGCCAAGCAGCUCAGCUACCAGUCAGGCACUGGAGGAGUGACACUUUCUGUGGUGAGUAAAUGGUCCAUUCUGUGUUUUCAUCUGGGUAAUUUCAUUUUGCUGUCACACCUUUUACAGCUGUUUACAGUGUCCAGCCUUACAGGACUGGAAUGUCUGUCUGUGCUCAGGGCUGUCCCACUGUGAAAUUGGCAAUUACUUUGAGAGCUCACUUGUUUACUGAGGCUUUAAUAAACAUCGUAUACCAGGCAGUGGUCAUACAAACUUUACACAAAGGUAAAACAUCCACUAAUAUAUAACCUCUAUAAGGAAUGAAGAAGCAUCCUUGCAGAGCGGUUACCCCGUACAGUGGAUUAAGUUCUAGUUUCAACAACACUUCCAACAUCCCCCUUUGCCGAGUGUUGUUCCCCUCUCUCUCUCUCUCUCUCUCUCCUCCACAUUUCCUGCCAUUCAAUAUGGAUAAUGUUGCCAAAAAUAAAGUACAGUUAGCUUGAAUCAACACUGCAAAGUAUCAACAAACAAUGAAAUAACCUUGGAAGCAAUAAACAGUCACAUUUUAAUCCAUCAAUCCAAAGUUUUUUUCAUUUAAAUUUGAGCCUACAUCAAUGCUGCAAUGUUAAAAGGCAGUAAAUUUCAAAUAUUUCAGCUUCUCUUUAUAGUCAUGGAGGAAAAAAAAAAGUUUGUCCAAGUUUUCAUGUAUUGCAGUUUUUACAUUUCAAAUACAAGACAUUGCUCUUGGUAAUUACAGCAUGAAAAAGAUUUAAGGAUGGGAAGGACCUGUAGGAUGACUGUGGUGAAUAUUGAAUUAGAAUACAACAUGUUCAAGUCAUCAAUUUCUCGACCAAAUGUUUUGUGAUUAUGUAAAGUUGUACCUAUUCACCACCUCUCCUUCUAGGCAUGUCCUGUCCUAAAAACAGCCAUUAUGAGUUGUGUGGACCUCGAUGUCCUGUCGUGUGCCCCGGACUGUCCUCUCCAGCAAACUGUAGCGGAGGUUGUGAGGAGGGCUGCCAAUGUGACCCUGGCUACGUCCUGAGUGAUGGCCAGUGCGUGUUGGUUUCUGACUGUGGCUGCAUGCAUGAGGGACGCUUUCACCCUACAGGACACUUCUACUCUGAGAAAAGCUGCCAAAAGUGUAACUGUGAGAGAGGAGAGGUGACCUGCAGCCCAGCAGAGAGCUGCUCAGGAGAGGAGGGACAUGCUUUGCAGUUUGGAGUGUGCCAGGUGUUUGCUGGCUUUGGCUAUAUCACUUUCGAUGGUGUAAUUCUGCCUCACCACGGAGUGUGUACCUAUUUAUUGUCAGCCCUCACUUCUAAAGCUAACCAAAAUUAUACUCUGCUACUCAGCUUUAAAAAUGACAGCAGUGGUAAUUUCACAAUCAGCAGCGUAGUAUUUCAAUUGCUCUCCCUGGAGGUUUCUAUUGACCCUGAAACACUAUGGAAAGUACAGGUUAGUCCUCCCUUUUUUAUGCAAGUGUUAAUCACAAGUUUGAUCAGAUUUGUGCAGCUUUGAUUUACUGCCACUCUGCUUUCAGGUGAACAGAGAAGAGCACAGCAUCCCUUUUGACAAUGGAGACCUUAAAGCAUACCAAGAUGGCAACCGACUUAUUAUCAAAACAUCAUCUGGGUUGGGUAUCGACUUUUCAUCCUCUCAGUUCCUCAGGCUAACUGUACCACAGGUUUAUGACGGCACAGUCUCAGGCCUCUGCGGGAACUUCAAUGGAGACAGGUCUGAUGAUAUGGAACUGAGAAAUGGUCAUCUCACCACAAGCUUCUCAGAGCUCCUAAACAGCUGGGCAGAGUUGGGUCCUGGAGAACACUGCGCUGUCACCUGUGGGAGAGAGUGUGAAUGCAGCCUGUCCCCACCCAACAACGGAGUCUGUGAUGUCCUGAUGAACAGCAGUAUGAAAUUCAGAAGGUGCUGGAACAGCAGUGUGGAGCGUGAUAUUUAUGCACAAAUGUGCAUGAGGGCGGUCUGUUCAGGAGCUGGGGACAGAGCCGCAUGUCUUGCCCUGGAAGCCUAUGCUGCAGCCUGUCAGGCUAAAGGAAUACCUGCAGGACUAUGGAGGGAGAAUACACCUUGCUGUAAGUGAAUAUUUUCAUCCCUGGUUAAAUCAGGACUAUUUGAUCUAUUCUGAGAAGUUUGUGUUUUCUGCCUCCAGCUCUUGAGUGUCCUGAGCACAGCACCCCAAGAAACUGUGUGGACUCCAACUCCAACUCAUGCCCUGCUCUGCUCCAGCCUGGUUCUCCAGCAGCCAGCUGCUCUGAAAGCUGCCAGUGUGAUCACGAAUAUGUGUUUGAGGGGGGCAAGUGUGUGCCCUACAGUCAGUGUGGGUGUGUUCAUGGAGAUAAAUAUAUCAAGGUAAAUGUAAAGCUUACUGCAGGAUGGAUAUACUUAGCAUAUUUUUAAGAGAACUGUUAGAUCCUUCAGUCAAAUUGAAGUAUUUUACAUUUUAGCAUUGGUGCUUUAAGUUGCAUGAAAGCAAGAUUUGAAAUAACUCUAGUUUUUAAAUUUAUUAUUCAUUUUAAGGGGGGGAAAUACUGUCAGAGUUGGUUCUGAUGGAGCAAAUUUAAUUUCCACUAAUGAUUAAAUUCGUUAACCAGUGAAAUAAUUCACUUAUCUUUAUCAGCUGAUUCCUCUUAAAACACUGAAAAUGGUAAGAAAUUGAUGCAUACACACAGAGACCAAAGUAUCACUGGCUUGUAACGUUGGAGUCAGAGGUCAAUGGUUAAGUUGUAACUCUUCAUCUUUUUCUGUGCAACUCUCUUCGUCCAGACCAGAUUAUUUAAUAUGUUUUACAAUUUAAGAUUGGACUGCAAAAUCAAACAUUUUUGUAGCAAUGACAGAGUCAGAAAAAGUGAAGCAACAAUGAAAUAUUUUCCUGUAAUAAGGGGAAAAGAAAAAGAAAAGAGUCUGAGGACGUGCGUCUCAAAAUCAUGUUCAUGUACAGUUCUUGAUUAAAUCAGUUUGGUUAUAGUUCACUUCUUAUCUGCAAUCAAAUCUAAUUUAUUCAGAAAUAGUUUUCCCUCUCCUUUAUUUCUUAGAUGGAUGAGCAGCUGUACACUGAGGGCUGCACCCAGAGGUGCUGGUGUCACCCUCUGAGUGGAGUGCUGUGUGAGGAUGCCCGCUGUGGUCCAGAGCAGCAGUGUUCUCUAAAGAACGGUUCCUGGGGCUGUCAGGAUAAACUUGAAGCUUGCAAGCUCAGGAACAGCCUCCAGGUCUCCACUCUAAGUGGACAGAGGCUGAUGCUGGAACCUGGCCUUCCUUACAGUCUGAUGUCUCUCUGCAAUGACUCUAGUGUGCAGUGGUUCAGUGUCAUCUCCUAUUACGGACCUUGUGAUCACAGCUUCUCCAGAUUUGUCACCGUGUUUCAAAUCCUUCUGCAUGGAUCAUCAGUCACCAUACAUGACGGCACAGUAAAGGUACACCUCCACUCAGGGAAGGAUUUCAGUUUGUGGCCAUCAAACCCUGUUUAAUUUUUCCAGCUAACUCACAGUUGUUCCCUACAGGUAAACGGGCGAUUGGUGUCUCUCCCUCAUGUUCUACAGUCUGGGAUCUCCCUGACAUCAGGUGUGAGCCGAGACAAGUCAGAGGUCACAGUUAUCCUGAGGAGAGAUGCCGGGAUGGAGUCAGAGUUGGAGAUGGAGAUUGGCAUUACCAUGGCGACAGUGAAGCUUCCUCUUUGGUACUCAGACAAAUUGUGUGGUCUAUGUGGAAACCUGAAUGAUCUUGGCUCCCACAGUUCUGUCAAGUCAUGGGUCAUUCAUGACUUUCCCGUCUGGUGAGUAAUUCUUUCAACAAAAGUGCGGCAUGUGACUGACUGGUUUUAUUUUUCACACUGAUUAACAUUUAACAUGAAAGUCAAUCAGACAUUUUCUCUCUUCACAGUGGCUUCACUGGAUAAUGGCUGGCUGUUUUAACCUCUUAUUAACAUGUAUUGUUUUAAAUACAAAACAAUUUAAACAACU
Xyrichtys novacula (pearly razorfish) is the source of this 21009-nucleotide messenger RNA. The record is from the annotation of a GenBank genome assembly. Lineage: Eukaryota; Metazoa; Chordata; Actinopteri; Labriformes; Labridae.